AUGAAACUUCCCCUUAUGGCUUUGGUCGCGUACGGCGCUUUUAUCGCCAGCGCUUCUGCAUCCUACAUCGUUAAGAGGGAUGACUCCAUUUCAUGCGAUGUGAAUAAGUGCAUUGCUUUCUACUCAACUGGUAGUGCACAGUGCUCCUCUGGCUACAAGAGAACUCAUCUUGACGUUGAUGGUUACUCGCCUGGCUCCUACUGUGAGAGAAGCUGUAAAGACAGCGAACGGAAGUCUUGCGCGGCAAGGAAAUGUACGGACUGGGAGAACGAGUGCAACAACACUCCCCAAGGGAAAGGUGUUUGCAAAGAAGCUAUCGAUUGGUGCGAUGGUCCAGUAGCGAUGAGCCAGCUUAUCUGCACGGAUAAGAUCAUGGGACAGCCUGUGAAGUAUGAGAAAGACGCGUGUCUUCCAAAGGAUAAGUCCCUGGAUUCUCGUUCUUACCACAAGGCCAAGCCAGGACCAGGGGGCCGGUUCAUCGCUGUUGUCAAGGACGAAAAAAGAAGAACGGUUACGUUCAGUACGUUUGCGAGCCAGUCCACUACUCCGACGGCAAUAGCAUGGCGAAAGACCUCGCGGCGAAAUACAGCACCUGCGAGUCUGUUUUCGACGAAAACGACAAUGACCAAGGCCGGGACUUCAUCAGAGUGGAUUGCAGCAAUAUCCCAGAGGCUAAGUGGCCGCAGGUGA
Messenger RNA from Penicillium subrubescens, 690 nucleotides. RefSeq lists its product as uncharacterized. The record is from RefSeq and is a predicted model, not a curated record. Bases 1 to 690 code for a protein of 229 amino acids. The transcript has a single exon. Lineage: Eukaryota; Fungi; Ascomycota; Eurotiomycetes; Eurotiales; Aspergillaceae.